UGUUGUAAUUACGACCGAGUGAAAAACGAUUUAGUAAAUUCCAAUAAUACCGAUCAUGCCGAUACACAUAUCGGUGAAACAUUGAACGCCCGAUUGACAAGAAAGUGUAAUAUUUUGGACAUACCGCCUAUAGCUGUCACCAACAGGUAACAAAUCUGGUACUCGGCCGAUAACAGGAUAUUAGUAUAAUACACCCUUACAGGUAAAACCGAUGGCUCGGAUUUCAAUCAACAAACCAGACGUGUGCCCUGAUAACAGAAUCACUAGAAACGUAUCAAUAGCUAAUAGGCAUCGAGAAAAUGUUGACUCUACGACCGAGUGAAAUACGAUUUAGUCAAGAUUCUAUCAGUAAUGUUUUCCACGAAAAAACCAAUCAUGCCGAUACACAUAUCGGUGAAACAUUGGAUGCCCUGUUGACAGGAAAGUGUAAUAUCUCGGAGAUACCGCCUAUAACUGUCGUCUAUAUGAAUGAAAACUGGUACUCGGCCGAUAACAGGAGAUUGUGGGUGUUUCGGAAGCUCGAAGAGCUUGGACAAUGUACCGAAAUUCCGGUCCAAAAGGGCCGUCGUAGGAUUCCUCGGAAAAAAUUAACAACAAAAAAUGACGGGACAGAUAUUCGUGUACGGCGCGAUCCAGGUGGUUAUCAUUGGAGACAUUGGAAUGAUGACCAGACAUCUGAUGACUUGUGUUCUGACGACCAAUCAUCCUUCUUUGAUGACGAGGAUUACGAAAACGGAUAUACUGAAAUCACGGUCGCAGAAAGCAACGAGAUUCCUUCUAGAGAAUUCAUAACCAUCAAUGAUGGCAGACCAGGUCUCAAAAGCCAUGAUCGGUUGAGAUCUUAUAAGCAUCGACAAAGCAAUAGUGCUGCAAUACCGGGACCAAAUGAACAGUCUUCAAGCAUUGCGGCCAAAGGCAUGUCUUAUCCCUAUCAAAGUAAUUCACCCUUACAUGUGAAACCGGUUGUUCGGACUUCAAUCAACAAACCAGACGUGUGCCCUGAUAACAGAAUCACUAAAAACAUAUCAAUAGCUAAUAGUUCUAUGAAACCUGAGACGAAAGCACAUAACUCCUCACACGAAAGCCUUGUUAACAAAGAUCGAGACGAAAGUGACGAGAACUGCAUAAAGCAAGAGACUAAAAAUCAAUACGAACGAGACGUGUCCUACUCAUACCAAUGGAAUACAUACCGAGACGAGAUAAAUGAGUACGACCCAGACCAAGAGAAUGACUAUUAAGAUGAGGCAGAUGAGUACGACCCAAGCCAACAGAAUGACUAUCCAGGUGACGUGGAGGAGUACCAGGACCUAAAGAAUGACUAUCAAGAGGAG
This is a messenger RNA of Mizuhopecten yessoensis (Yesso scallop), 1331 nucleotides long. RefSeq lists its product as uncharacterized. The record is from RefSeq and is a predicted model, not a curated record. The coding region runs from base 300 to 1238 and encodes 312 amino acids. The transcript is spliced from 3 exons. Lineage: Eukaryota; Metazoa; Mollusca; Bivalvia; Pectinida; Pectinidae.